Messenger RNA from Oppiella nova, 1770 nucleotides. NCBI's taxonomy places the organism in Eukaryota, Metazoa, Arthropoda, Arachnida, Sarcoptiformes, Oppiidae. The record is from the annotation of a GenBank genome assembly.
AUGGAAUUUAGCGCCAAAAGUGGCUCACAUUUGCUUUUGGUUUUGAUUGGCAUUUGUGUUGUGUUUUGAAUGCAAUUUAUUCACAUUUGUUGAUGAGAUAUGUGUUUUCAAUCAUCAAUUGAAUGAUUGGUUGCAAUGGAAAACGUUUCUUUGAAUCUGGAUUUGGAUCACAAUCCCGAAGAUGACGACGAUAUCGAUGACCGACACAAAGAGAUCCAGGGGUUGUUGUCAACAGCUUUCGAUGAUUUAAGUUCAUUGAGUGAAGACGAGGAGGAAUAUAGCAAUGAGUUCAAGAAGUUUAGCAUUAAUGGUAUUAAUGGUGACAAUGAGUGUCGAAACACACAAACCAAUGGCAAUGGAAACGAUUGGAACCACAUGUAUGUGAAUGGCUUGACCUCAACGCCUCGGGUUUACCACCAAUUGUAUCCCAAAUCAAAAAACAAUUUGUGGCCAAAAGUGCCCAAAAAUCAUCUCAAUGUCAGUGAUAUUCUUGAGGACGAAGAGGAAGAGCUGCACAAAGGAGUGAAUGGAGACCUCGAGGUCAACGACAAUGAGUUUUGUGUGGAAGACGUGAACAACCAAAUGAAUGGUCAGUUUGACAGCAAAAGUAGUGUAGAGAACGCAAGAACUGAGCAAUUGUUUGGAACCAAUGAGAGAUCUUUUAGUCAAAAACACGUCCAGUUAUUGAUUGAAGAGAAUCAAAGACUAAGCAAUGAAUUACUGGUGUCUCAGCAGAAGUUAUCGACCAUUGAUGGCAAUUACGAGGGACUCCAGUAUAGACUCAAAGAGUUAACUCAAGUGAAUGCCGAGAAGGAGAACCAAUUGGUGAGACUGGAGGCAAGGAUUCAGUCUCUCGAAGUGAAUAUCAAUGUCGAGAGAGAAACUAAAGAGGAGUUCCAGCGAAAAGUGUCUGUUUGCGAGUCGACUAUUGAGUCACUUCAGUACCAACUCAUGGAAAUCGAGAGAAGCGAUUGUCUGGUGAGGAGACAAGAAAUACACGAUUCGGUCGUCAAUAGUUUGAAAGCAAAACAUGAAAAUGAAUUGAUUUUACUUAAGACUGAAAUCGAGAGAUUGAAAGCUGAGUUGAGUUGCAAAGAGACUGAAAUGAAUGCAAUGAACAGUGAAAUGGAGUCAAUUAAGUGUCAAAAUAAUGAGACUCUUCUCAAUCAACAGUUCAAAGACAUGAUUAAAUCGACUAAAGAUUUGUGGGAACAGGAGAUGAAGGGAAGGGUUGAGAAGGAUAUCAAAGAGAUUCUUGAUUUACACGAAAGGAAUUGGACUAAAAGUGCGAAACAGAAACUGAUGGACGAGAGGAACCGAUGGGAACAAGAAUUACAGAUUGAAAUUCUUGAUGUUAUUAAGUGUUUGAGAGUUAAGACUAAACUUAGUGUCGAUAGUUUGCCAGAGAAUGUUGGCCUCAGGUUUGUGUCACUUCUGAAUCUGUGGCGCGCUUUGGAAGAGUCGUGCGAUACCAGGGAACAGGCGCUCAGAUUACAGACACACAAACUGAAUGACGCGAAACUGCAGUUAGAAGAGGCGCUCAACGAGUCCCGACUCAACAGUCCGGCCAAGAGUUCAUCAAAUGAUCAUAUUUUGCGAGAACUGCGAAACGAAUUGCAGAAAGUGAGCGAAGAGGCGCUUGUCAUGACAGAGAAACUCCAUAAAUAUAAACUACAUUAUCAUCAACUCGUGCGAAGACAUAAACACGAGAUCGAGAGAAUCAAAGAAGAAUUCGCUCACAUCUUAGAAUCUCUUAAAAGAGAUCUCUAG